Malassezia vespertilionis is the source of this 930-nucleotide messenger RNA. It is a transcript of the gene MRS4, whose product is annotated as Fe(2+) transporter. The record is from RefSeq and is a predicted model, not a curated record. Gene Ontology annotation, cellular component: mitochondrial membrane. The transcript has 4 exons. The coding region runs from base 1 to 930 and encodes 309 amino acids. Gene Ontology annotation, molecular function: ferrous iron transmembrane transporter activity. Gene Ontology annotation, biological process: iron import into the mitochondrion. Lineage: Eukaryota; Fungi; Basidiomycota; Malasseziomycetes; Malasseziales; Malasseziaceae.
AUGACGUCGAAUGCCGCACACGAUACGCCGUUGGACACUGCAGCCAAGCUCGUUGCAGACUUUGAAGAAGACGAGAUCGACUACGAAGGCCUCGGAGCUAAUUACCCGUUGCAUAUAAACAUGACUGCUGGAUCGCUUGCUGGAAUCACCGAACAUGCCGUUAUGUUUCCGGUGGAUUUGGUCAGGACACGCAUGCAAGUGCUCACGAACAACCCCGCCGCUAAAUACACAGGAGUCACCGAAGCGCUCACUCGUAUCAGCUCUGUCGAGGGCUUUAAAGGGCUCUGGAAGGGUAUUGCCUCGGUCAUUCUCGGCGCUGGUCCUGCACAUGCGCUCUACUUUGGCACGUACGAGAUCGUUAAAGAACACACGGGCGGAAAUCGCUCAGGCCUUCAGCUUGCCAGUACUGGAUUCGCCGGUGCCUCCGCGACGAUUGCUUCGGACGCCUUCAUGAACCCGUUUGACGUAAUCAAGCAGCGCAUGCAGUUGCAAGGCAACCACUUCCGCAGCGUGUUCCAAUGUGCCUCAGAGCUGUACAAGGCGGAAGGGCUUCGCACCUUUUACGUGUCGUAUCCCACGACACUGACCAUGACAAUUCCCUUUACUGCAAUCCAAUUUGCCACCUACGAAUGGGCGAAAAAGUUGUUGAAUCCACGCGAUUCAUACUCUCCCACGACCCAUGCGGUCGCCGGAGGUCUUGCAGGUGCGGCCGCUGCCGCACUGACCAAUCCUCUUGAUGUGGCAAAGACUGUGCUUCAAACACGCGGUUGCAGCAGCGACCCAGAGAUCCGCAACGUGAAUUCAAUGUGGUCCGCGUUCAAGCUGAUCAAGCAAAAGGAAGGAUUCCAUGGAUUUUGGCGCGGUCUUUCGCCGCGCAUUGUUACGCAUGUGCCUUCCAACGCACUUUGCUGGCUGCAAGGCUCUGCCUGA